AACGAAUUAUCAUCACCUUUUUCAUUUCUGCCUUAUACCCAUAAUAACAAUGCCUCCCCGGAAGUCCAAGUCUCGUGACGUCAAGUCAACCGCCCCUUCACCUUCUCCCUCGAUUGGGCAACGACGUUCUUCCCGCGCACCCAGAAAAGAGCCCGCCCCUGCCGUCGAGGUUGUUGAGGAAAAGGACGAAGUUAGUAGUGAGAGCGAAGAAGUUGAUGCUGCUGAGGGUUUGGAAACUAGAGAGACCGACGCAGGGGAAGCGGAGCAAGACGAGCAGGUACAAGAGGUUGCGGAAAAAGAGCACGUGAAGAGCAACAAGGGCAAGGAGAAAAUGUCCAUGGCGGAGCGAAUGGCUAAAAUCAAGGAGUUGCGUAUGAAGAUGAACCAAUCUGCAGCUCAAAAUCGUCGCGACCUGGUGGAAGACCAUCAGAAAGCUCAGGUGACAGCCAAAGAGCUUGCCCGUCUCGAAAAGCAACGCAAGCUUGCUCAAACUCUCCGACUUAAAGCCGAGGCUGAAGAAAAUGGUGAAGACAUUGAAAGGAAGAAGAAUUGGGAGUGGACGAUUGAGGAUAACGAGAGAUGGCAGGCUAAAUUGGAGGAGCAAAAGGUCAAACAGGACACUCAUUUCCACAACGCCGAAGAUGAUGCGUAUAAGAAAUAUAACCGUAACCUUCGAGCAACGAAGGCCGACCUUGUUGCCUACGAACGACAGAAGGAGGCUGCCCUCGGCCUUGCUCCUGGUACACUCGUCCCAGCUCGCGCCACCUCUUCCUCCCUUGCUGCUUCCUCGUCAAAACCAGGGCUCACUGGUGCAGAGGACCUUUAUCGAGGAGCAGACACAUUGGUAUAUGGUGAUAACAAGCCUAGUGAGGAUGCGGUCGACAGGGUCAUCUCCAAGAUCAACAAAGACAUUGGGAAAAAGAAGCGAACCAAGAAGGAUGACGAAGAUGGAGAAAUCAACUACAUCAAUGAAAGGAACAAGGUGUUCAACAAGAAAAUCUCUCGAUACUUUGACAAGUACACGAAAGAGAUCCGAGCCAACUUCGAGAGAGGAACUGCUCUUUGAGACCGUAAUCAAACCUGCAAACAACUUGUUCAGCUCUUUUCUUAGACAUGUGACCCUUAUCUAGGUCCUGAAAUGUAUUAUUGUAACAUUCGUCGAAGUAUAUUUGUUCAUGCAUAACAAAAGGUAUUUGCAACAUAGUCUCUUAUUGUACGGUAUUCUCAAGUUCAGUAUCCGUUGCUGCUCAUUACCCAUUUCCAAAUGUUAUCUAUCUUUCGCUUUCAUGUACAAUCCUUCAUGCACCUUAUUAUUC
Messenger RNA from Cryptococcus deneoformans JEC21, 1316 nucleotides. RefSeq lists its product as hypothetical. Gene Ontology annotation, cellular component: Prp19 complex; post-mRNA release spliceosomal complex; catalytic step 2 spliceosome. The record is from RefSeq and is a predicted model, not a curated record. The transcript is spliced from 5 exons. The coding region runs from base 50 to 1066 and encodes 338 amino acids. NCBI's taxonomy places the organism in Eukaryota, Fungi, Basidiomycota, Tremellomycetes, Tremellales, Cryptococcaceae.